Erigeron canadensis is the source of this 910-nucleotide messenger RNA. RefSeq lists its product as uncharacterized. NCBI's taxonomy places the organism in Eukaryota, Viridiplantae, Streptophyta, Magnoliopsida, Asterales, Asteraceae. The transcript is spliced from 3 exons. The record is from RefSeq and is a predicted model, not a curated record. The coding region runs from base 75 to 689 and encodes 204 amino acids.
UUUCCUACUUCUCACUUACGAUAUCAUUUAUUCCCAUUUAAUCUCUUUUUUUUAUAUAUAUAAAAAUCUUAUAAAUGGCCGGACAAGGAGUAACGAAAGAUGGAAAUGCAUUAUUGCCGGGUUCUUCAACUUCAUUGCCUUUAUUAUCUCUAAAUCAUGUCUCAUUUAGAUGUAAAUCUGUUAGUACUUCUGCCAAGUUUUAUACCGACGUUCUAGAAUUCGUUCUAAUCAGACGUCCCUCCUCUUUCGAUUUUGAAGGUGCUUGGUUGUUCAACCAUGGAAUUGGUAUACAUUUGUUAGAAGUAGAGACGACUCCAACCAAAACAGGAGUAAUCAAUCCAAAAGACAACCACAUUUCGUUUCAAUGCACCAAUAUGGAUCUCAUAAUUCAGAAACUUGAAGAAAUGGACAUUAAAUAUGUGACCGCAGUAGUAACAGAAGGCGGUGUAGAAGUGAACCAACUCUUUUUCCAUGAUCCCGAUGGCUACAUGAUCGAAAUUUGCAAUUGUCAUGUUCUUCCAAUGCUUCCCCUCACCUCUUGCCCCGUCAAAAAGCACACGGCGAUUCCACAAGUUAACGAAGUAGAAUCCCCCUUUUACGAUAAUUUGAGUUCCAAAAAUUACUUUUGUGGAGAAGAUGAGAUGAUGAUGGAGAAUUUGGUGAUAGACAUGAUGGGUAUCUCCUUCUAAAAGCGAAGUAUAAUAAUGCUUGUUGAAAUGAUGCUUCAUACUCAUUUAUUUAGCCUAUGAUAGCUUCAAGUGUAUGCAAUUGUAUACUAAUAUAUAUCUAGUAGCUAGAAGAGGAAAAUCUAUUUGUAAAAAUUACAUUUUGUAUGUUUCAUUAUCACCAUCAUAAUAAAUCAAAUUGUAAGCAAUAGUUAUCAAUUGAAUGGUUGAUAUUUUAUUCAAAA